AUGCCUGCCUCACUACACCGUAACCCUCCCUAUCGUGCUGAGCACCUUGGCUCGCUCCUCCGAACGGACAAACUCCUCGACACUCGCCAUGCUUGGGAAGCUGGUAAAGCGACGGCCGAAGACCUGGAAAAGGUUGAAGAUCAAGAUGUCAAGGACAUCGUAAAGACGCAGCUUGAUCUCGGUUUCCAUGCCAUCACCGAUGGCGAAUACCGCCGCCACAUGUUCUGGGGCUCUUUCUGGCCGGGCUUAGAGGGCAUGAAAGAGAUCGACGAGCCUGAUCCAGAACUUUUCCGCAUGUACAUCCCUGACAUUGCCGCAUUUACCGAGGCAGGGUACAAGCCAGGCGAAACCGUUCUAUGCACGGGCAAGAUCAAGCAUAAGGGUAGCACCUACACGGCACAGUUCGACUACCUCAAGAGCCUGGUACCAGAAAGCAAGUGGAAGGAUCUCAAGUUGACGCUGGCCGCGCCGAACUGGUACCACCUGCGAUACAAGGAGGGCAAAGCAUACCCGAAAGACGUGUACAAGAACGACGACGAAUACUUCGCCGAUGUGGCCAAGGCAUAUCAAGAUGAACUCAAGAUCCUGUAUGAUCACGGCUUGAGAAAUGUCCAAUUCGACGACCCGAACUUGGCUUAUUUCUGCUCCGAAGCCAUGAUCGAGGGCUGGAACAAAGACCCCUUGAACACCUACUCGACCGACGAGCUCUUGGUCAAGUACAUUGACUUGUACAAUGCAUGCGUCUCCGAGAUCCCAUCGGACAUGCACGUAGGUGUACAUCUGUGCCGCGGCAACUUUGUAAACUCUCGACACUUUAGCGAAGGCGGGUACGACCGAAUUGCAACCUUGUUGUUCCAGAAACUCAACAUGCACACGUACUAUCUCGAAUACGACACGCCGCGCGCCGGAGGGUUCGAGCCACUACAGCAUCUGCCCAAGGACAAGAACGUCAUCCUCGGCGUGGUGACGAGCAAGUUCCCCAAGAUGGAGGACGAAGACGAGAUGGUUGCUCGUGUCAAAGAGGCCGCCAAGUGGAUCGCCAAGGGCACCGGUGAGAGCGAGAAAGACGCUCUCAACCGCUGCGGUGUGAGCCCACAGUGUGGAUUUGCAAGUCACUCCAGUGGAAAUGCGGUCAAGCACGAAGACAUGAUCGCCAAAUUGAAGCUGGUGAGGAGAAUUGCGGACAAGAUCUGGCCGGGUGAGCCUUAG
Exophiala spinifera is the source of this 1209-nucleotide messenger RNA. RefSeq lists its product as uncharacterized. NCBI's taxonomy places the organism in Eukaryota, Fungi, Ascomycota, Eurotiomycetes, Chaetothyriales, Herpotrichiellaceae. Gene Ontology annotation, molecular function: zinc ion binding; 5-methyltetrahydropteroyltriglutamate-homocysteine S-methyltransferase activity. The record is from RefSeq and is a predicted model, not a curated record. Bases 1 to 1209 code for a protein of 402 amino acids. The transcript has 2 exons.